GUGAUCAACUUAAUUCCGAGGUAACAUAAAUAAAAUAAGUUUAUUUUGAAUUGACCUCGCGAGUUUAUUGGUUAUGGAUACGGGGGAUCAGCUUCCGCGUGAGAAUCCAAACAAUAUACGUCAUCAACAGUCGACAGUCCGAUGCGACUCACGCCAGCGCAUGCCAUCUGUAUUUUUGUUUUAAAAACGCCCACUGUAUUUGUGACAUAUUAUAUGAUUUAUUUAAAAACGUAACAAAGUACUAAACCGAUAGAGACGAGUGUCACAUGGAAACCACAGCGUCGUCUCUGUCUUUGUUUUGUUCGUGACAUUGUCCGAAAUCUCGUCUCUGGGAGCUUUAUAAGAUGGUUAAAUUACACGACAGCUACAAAAGGCUUUUGCAAAUAUAUACAUUGUCCUCAAACAUUAUAGGCACACCACGUGUGGCUAGCAGAUUUGUUUCUGCACCUCAAAAUAGACAUGAAAUCCGCUUCAAGACUUCAGGAGUUGGCGAACGAGCUCUGCAGGAGAGACAGAGGCAGCACAUGGCACGAGGUUUGCCAAAACAGAAGCCCAUAGCUGGAGUCAAAGAGGUCCUUGUUGUUGCAUCGGGGAAAGGAGGGGUGGGAAAGUCCACAACAGCAGUGAAUCUUGCUCUUGGACUUAUGGCUAACGAUCAGAGUAAAUCAGUGGGUCUUCUAGAUGCUGAUGUAUAUGGCCCCUCCAUUCCAAAGUUAAUGAACCUAAAAGGAAACCCCGAAUUAACAGACAAGAACUUAAUGAGGCCACUUGUGAAUUUUGGAAUUCCUUGUAUGUCAAUGGGCUUUCUGGUUGAAGAGGUUGCACCUAUUGUGUGGAGGGGUCUGAUGGUGAUGUCAGCUAUUGAGAAACUCAUUAGACAGGUAGAUUGGGGGAAUCUAGAUUACCUUGUGAUUGAUAUGCCUCCUGGAACCGGAGAUGUCCAAUUGUCUAUUACCCAGAAUAUUCCUAUAUCAGGUGCUGUAAUUGUGUCUACGCCUCAAGACAUCGCCUUGCUAGAUGCACGAAGAGGUGCUGAGAUGUUCAGAAAGGUUAACGUUCCGGUUCUGGGUCUGGUUCAGAACAUGAGUGUUUUCCAGUGUCCCAAGUGCAAUCAUCAAACACACAUUUUUGGCUCAGAUGGGGCUAAAGAGCUGGCUCAGACCCUUGGUGUUGAGAUGCUUGGAGACAUUCCUCUUCAUCUCAACAUAAGAGAAACAUCGGACAAGGGGCAGCCCGUGGUUGUGUCAUCCCCUGAUAGUCCAGAAGCCGAGGCGUACAGAAGAGUUGCAGCAGCAGUAGUACGCCGACUAGCAGAGCAUCUGAGAUAAAUGAUGUCCACAUUUAAUGUAGUUUUACUGACCUGAAAAAAACAUCAUUGUCUCCUACUUGUUUACCCUUUAAAUUGAUAACACAUACCUAUUAUAUUAUUAUAAUUUAUGUUCUUCAUUCAUUUACUGACAUACAGUUCAUGUUAUUUAUAGAUGAUUAAAAACAAUCAUUUUGGCAACAAGUAAGCUUUCAUUAUAAUGAAAAUAAGAACUCAUUGCAAUUAUGAGCAUAUUAUAAUAAUGUCCAUUUCCAUGUACAAAUCUCAGAUGUGGAUAUUUUCCCACCAGAACAGACUGACACGGUUUUUUAAAUAAAAGGAAAUGGCUAAAAGGAAA
Carassius gibelio (silver crucian carp) is the source of this 1664-nucleotide messenger RNA. It is a transcript of the gene nubpl, whose product is annotated as nucleotide binding protein-like. Lineage: Eukaryota; Metazoa; Chordata; Actinopteri; Cypriniformes; Cyprinidae. The transcript has 11 exons. Bases 345 to 1328 code for a protein of 327 amino acids. The record is from RefSeq and is a predicted model, not a curated record. Gene Ontology annotation, cellular component: mitochondrion. Gene Ontology annotation, molecular function: ATP-dependent FeS chaperone activity; ATP binding; 4 iron, 4 sulfur cluster binding. Gene Ontology annotation, biological process: mitochondrial respiratory chain complex I assembly; iron-sulfur cluster assembly.